AUGACGUCCCUUCGUGCAUCAUUGCGCUCUGUUCAACGAGCAAUUGCAGACCCUGUUCCUCCGGUUUCCCCAAUUCUUGUGACUCAUCUGCCAGCAGCCCAAAACAAUCGGUCCGCCUCGAAUCAAAAUUAUCUCCGUGCCCCCACCAUCCCCCACCACCCAACCCUCCCCCGCCGCUCUCGUUUCUUUUCUUCAGCCUGCCGUCGUUCCUCCCAAAUCGCCACAAUGCCUAAGGACAAGGGUUCAUCCUUCAACCUCAAGACCCCUAAGGGCACCAAAGACUGGUGCGGCUCCGACGCCCUCCUCCGAGACCGCAUCUUUUCGACCAUCGCCGACGUUUUCAAACGCCACGGCGGCACUGCCCUCGAUACCCCCGUCUUUGAGCUCCGUGAGAUCCUUGCUGGCAAGUAUGGCGAGGACUCUAAGCUCAUUUACGACCUGCAAGACCAGGGUGGUGAGAUCUGCUCGCUGCGUUAUGACUUGACCGUUCCCUUUGCGCGUUGGCUUGCCAUGAACGCCGACGUUCGCAGCAUCAAGCGCUACCACAUUGCCAAGGUGUACCGUCGUGACCAGCCUGCUGUCAGCAAGGGCCGCAUGCGUGAGUUCUACCAGUGUGACUUCGAUAUCGCCGGUACCUUCGACCCAAUGGUGCCCGACGCCGAGGUCAUGCGCAUUGUCAGCGAGGUGUUCGACGAACUGGGCUGGGGUGGCCGCUAUACAAUUAAGAUCAACCACCGCAAGAUCCUGGAUGGCGUGUUCCAGGUCUGUGGUGUACCGGAGAACUUGAUUCGCCCCAUUUCUAGCGCUGUUGAUAAACUCGACAAGAUGUCUUGGGCAGAUGUGCGCAAGGAAAUGGUUACCGACAAGGGCCUGGAUGGUGCCGCGGCUGAUAUGAUCGAGACCUAUGUGAUGAACAAGGGUGGCCGUGAGUUGCUCACCAAGUUGAAGGCGGAUGAGCGGCUCAUGGCCAACGAGUCGGCCAAGGCUGGUCUGGAAGACAUGUCAUUGCUGAUGGACUAUCUCGAGGCUUUUGAUGUGCUGGGUAAGGUCUCUUUCGAUAUGUCUCUGGCUCGUGGUCUGGACUACUAUACUGGCGUGAUCUACGAGGUCGUCACCGAGGGCUCUGCCCCCGCUGUGCAGUCUGACUCGCCCGAGGCUCAGAAGCUGCAGAAGUCUGGCAAGAAAGAUAAGAAGAUCUCGGAGGAUGACGACCGAUCAAACGACCCCACCCUUGGUGUUGGCAGUGUCGCUGCCGGUGGCCGUUAUGACAACCUGGUGGGCAUGUUCCUGCCCAAGGCUCAGAUUCCUUGCGUCGGUAUCUCGUUCGGUGUUGACCGUAUUUUCUCUAUCACAAAGGCGCGCCUCGAGCGUGACCAGAACCUCAAGGGUCUCCGUAGCAGUGAGGUUGACGUCCUUGUUAUGGCUUUCGGUGGCAAGGGUUUUACCGGUAUGCUCAAGGAGCGCAUGGAGAUCUGCCAGAAGUUGUGGAGUGCAGGCAUUAAGACUGAGUUCUCUUACAAGACGAAGCCCAAGCCCAUGCAGCAAUUCAAGGCUGCCGAGGACGGUGGCAUUCCCUUCGGUGUCAUCAUCGGCGAAGAGGAGCUUGCCAAUGGCAAAGUUAGGAUCAAGGAGAUGGGCCUCGACAAAGACCACCCCGAGAAGGAAGGUGUUGAGGUCGACCUGGCCAACCUUAUCCCGGAGCUCAAGGCCCGUCUAGAGCGGAAACAUGGCGGUUCUGUCGUCACCCUGGCACAGCAGCUGCAGGGUGUGCAAGUUUAG
Messenger RNA from Penicillium macrosclerotiorum, 1779 nucleotides. Its product is annotated as histidine--tRNA ligase. The transcript has 2 exons. Gene Ontology annotation, cellular component: mitochondrion. The coding region runs from base 1 to 1779 and encodes 592 amino acids. NCBI's taxonomy places the organism in Eukaryota, Fungi, Ascomycota, Eurotiomycetes, Eurotiales, Aspergillaceae. Gene Ontology annotation, biological process: mitochondrial translation. The record is from RefSeq and is a predicted model, not a curated record.